Molecule: messenger RNA, 1821 nt
Organism: Episyrphus balteatus (marmalade hoverfly)
Lineage: Eukaryota; Metazoa; Arthropoda; Insecta; Diptera; Syrphidae
Product: transmembrane protein 170A
Exons: 2
Coding region: 920-1312 (130 amino acids)
Source: RefSeq, a predicted model, not a curated record
UUCUAACUAGUGUGUGAGAGACAGACAGAGUAUAAUACAGAAACUGCAAAACUCCUGUCACAAGCGAAAUUUUCUCAAAAGAAUCCACCAAAAAGUUUUUAAUAAAAAAAAAAAACUUUCCAAGGUCUUAAAAGAAAAAUCUUUUCAUCAAAUUUAUCAAAUACAAAUAUCAAACUAUAUAAAAGAAAUCUUGUAUAAAAUCCAGUGGCAGCGAGUGGAAAUUAAAACUCUGUUUUGAUUGAUCGUCGUGUAGUCUUGUAGUCGUCGUUUAAAUGGAAAAUGAUUUUAACAAGACGGAAAAAUCAUUAGGGGUGUGUUGACGCUGGAGCCAGUUGGUUUGCUGAUACAGAUAAAUCAAGUGGACAAUAAUGCCAAACGAAGAACACACAAACAUAUUUGAUAAGCGCUUUUGCUGGCGCUUUGUAGAGCCUCCAAUAACUCAGCUAAUAAUUAAUCGGCACUCGGGAGUGCAAAAAGUGCAUUUUAAAGACAAUUCGAUUCGAAAUAUCGAUUGAUCUACAGCCAAUGAGAUCCACGAGUAAUGUGAUCCAAAAAAACAAAACAAAACAAAAACCAAAACUAAAUCAUUGCAAACAUUUCCAAAAAAAAAAACUAAAACUUGCACUGCAAAUUUCGCCUGCAUCUGCAAAGUAAAAAAAUAAAAGAAUAAAAAACAAUUAAAAAGAGCAAUUAACUAACAACUAAAAUUGAAAACAACAACAACAAACACUCACACGCUUAAACUAAAAACACCGGAAAGUUUGCACAAGAGUAACGUUAUAAAAUUUUCUAAUUUAAAUGCCUUAGGGACACACAUCGGAGUAUAUCAAGACACACGUAACACGUCACACUCAAACUUCCACGCAGCUCUGUAUUUCACUACUUAGCCGCCGCACAACGCGACAUCAAAUGGUUUGUAAUGUUGUUUAAUGCCGGUAACUCUGAUGAGCUCGACCCAAUCUCCAGUGUUUUGGGACUGCGCUCUCAGAGGCCUCUAAUCACAUUCAAAGACAUGUGGUAUCAUAUAUUCCUGUGGGCGCUGUUCUCCUCGAUAUUCAUUCACACAUGCGCCGCCCUGGUCGCUUUCGUAACUCUACGCAAACACAAAUUCGGACGUUUCUUUUCGAUUCUCAUUCUGGUGAUGGGUUUCGCCUCUCCAGCCACCAGCGGACUGAUCAGCAGCGCUGUCAUAGCGUUUGUCCAUCAAGCAUCGUGCCUGCCCAUGUCACCUAUCUAUUCAAUGGUCUGGGGCGUGGGACAGACGAUAGUGUCGGCGUGUCUGGGCUUCACACGAAUUCUCGCAACGCUGUGAAGUCAUCAACAACAUGUGCAAAUAUGCAAAGCGUGCCCUAAAUUCGUUAUUAUUGUUAUGAUAUUUUUUGGACGAACAUUUUUUUAAAAUGAAAACGUAAAAUAAUACUAAAAAACAAAAAAAGCUUGAACUAGCAGCAAUACUACAACGGUGCCACUACAAUCUCAUCUGAGUUCUUUGUUCUGUUCAAACACAAGAGCAAAUGAUGAACAACAACACACAGUGGAUAGCCGAAGACGACGUUGACGAAGGAGGAAGCAUUCGAAUAAAAAGAAUGUUUUGUUGUAAUUAUAAACGCAAAACGCAAAUCACGCAGAGAAAGUAUAAAUAUAGUUUAAAAACUAAAACAGCUAAAAUAAAUAUUAAAUAGUAUUUAUAUUUAAUGCUUAAUAAUUUGUUUAAAAUGUAUUAUUAUUAUUACUAUUAUUAUUAUUAUAAUUAUAUAUAUAUUUUAUAGUUCAUAAGUAGAAUCAAAAACUAUUACAAAAACAAACAAAAAAACAAUUAAA